AUGGCACCCCCGCGCCAGCGCACCGCCGCAAUCGUGGACGAUUCGAGGUCCGAAGCCUCCAGUGGCACACGAGAGUUCAAGAGCGCUGUGCCGAAGCGCAGGACCGCUGCUACGGCCAAGGAUAAAGCUUCAAUAACCAGCAUGCCGGCUAUCCAUGACCAUCAAGCGGACGAACAGCCCAGAGUGCCAUGGACUGACCUCCCUCUCGACAUCCUUCACGCUUACCGCCACGUCCACAAACUCCCCACACCGAGCGCCUUCUCCAACGACUACUCCCGCGUCGUCCUCUCUCAAGGCGUCGGCCUCCGCUCCCCCACAGCCCUCGCAGCCCGCCGCGCCCAAUCCUCCCGCAAAGAACAAAGCGAAAGGCACACAGCCUCGGGCUCGCAGACCGAAUCGUCCGUCGAAGACGCAAGCCUGCGCCGGAUUAUCGGCCAGGACCGCGUGAGCAAGGACCAGUUUGCGCUAGUCGUGCGCAAGCACUUCAACAGCGCUGGACUUUCUGAGCAGGAGACUAUCGCUCGGUUUCUGUAUACCGUGCGUGAGGAGCGGAGGGGGCGCAAGUUCCGGCUGAGGUUUCAGCCGUGA
Molecule: messenger RNA, 588 nt
Organism: Penicillium cinerascens
Lineage: Eukaryota; Fungi; Ascomycota; Eurotiomycetes; Eurotiales; Aspergillaceae
Exons: 2
Coding region: 1-588 (195 amino acids)
Biological process (GO): regulation of DNA-templated transcription
Cellular component (GO): histone deacetylase complex
Molecular function (GO): protein binding; transcription coregulator activity
Source: RefSeq, a predicted model, not a curated record